UGAAGAAACUUCUGCAGCCAGGUGUACAGUCGAAUACUGUCUAAACAUGAACAAGAUCGUGCUACUUUCCCUGGUGUCCUUGGCCGCGAGCGUGCCAGUGAUCGUGCAAGACCACCACCAACACUUUCAGCCUCAACUUCAAGGUGGUUUCCACCCUGUGGAAAGGUCUGACCAGGAGAGUCUGGGCACGUCGUCGGGCGGUAGUUACGGAGGCGGGGGUGACUACGGUGGCGCGGGUGAAUACGGCGGUGGUUACGGAGGAGGGGAUUUCGGCGGGGGCCACGAAGCCGAAUUUGGCGGGGGCCACGGCGGGGGCUUCGAGGGAUCUUCCGGGGGGCAUUUGGAGGUUGGCGGUGACCAUUCGGAUUACUCGUCUCUGGGAGGAGGUGGCGGAGGCCUGGAAGGUGGAGACGAGGGUGGAGUUUCAUUGGACGGGGGUCAUCACAGUGUAGUGCAAAGCGUUCCAGUGUCGGAGCACGUCGAGGUGACCAAGCCUGUGCCCGUCAAAGUGGUCAAACACAUCGGGGUACCAGUUCCUCAAAUCUUGAAGAUAGGUGUACCCCAUCCGGUGCCAGUCGGUGUUCCUCAACAGUAUCCGGUAGCGCAUCCGGUUCCAAAAUUGGUCCCGGUACAAGUGGUGAAGACGGUGGCCGUGCCUGUGGAGAAGAAGGUCCCUUUCCCAGUUGAGAAGCAUAUUCCAGUGCCUGUCGAGAAGCCGAUCCCUAUCACGAUAGAGAAACACGUGCCGGUGCCUGUUAUCAAACCGUAUCCCAUCAAAAUACCCGUGUACAAGACGAUCUAUCACCACGCGAAGAAGCAUUAA
Molecule: messenger RNA, 823 nt
Organism: Apis laboriosa (Himalayan honeybee)
Lineage: Eukaryota; Metazoa; Arthropoda; Insecta; Hymenoptera; Apidae
Product: heavy metal-associated isoprenylated plant protein 32-like
Exons: 3
Coding region: 47-823 (258 amino acids)
Source: RefSeq, a predicted model, not a curated record